Drosophila erecta is the source of this 2464-nucleotide messenger RNA. RefSeq names its product homeobox protein invected. NCBI's taxonomy places the organism in Eukaryota, Metazoa, Arthropoda, Insecta, Diptera, Drosophilidae. The coding region runs from base 275 to 1648 and encodes 457 amino acids. The record is from RefSeq and is a predicted model, not a curated record. Gene Ontology annotation, molecular function: DNA-binding transcription factor activity, RNA polymerase II-specific; RNA polymerase II cis-regulatory region sequence-specific DNA binding. Gene Ontology annotation, biological process: neuron differentiation; regulation of transcription by RNA polymerase II. Gene Ontology annotation, cellular component: nucleus. The transcript is spliced from 2 exons.
UGCUAUUCAGUUCGCGAGAGCAUCAGUUGGUCGGCGGUUCGUAACAGCGCACGUUACGUUUUUAACGGACGAGCGGAUUAACGUCGGUAUCGACAAGUUUAUCACCCAAGCCAAAACCAAUUGUCAAUCGCAGACGAUAGCGCGGCGCAUUUGCCAAUCGAAGUGAUAUCAUUGGGCUGUGGUUAAUGUUUUUAAUGCUUUCUGGCCGCCCUGCAAUGCCGUCGGCUUUUGGUCUCCGUGAACUUUCGAGCUGAAGACCUAAGCCCUCAAACUGAUGUCCACCUUGGCCAGCAGUCGACCGCCCCCGCUCAAGCUGACUAUUCCCUCCUUGGAGGAGGCUGAGGACCACGCGCAGGAGAGGAGAGCGGGCGGAGGUGGCCACGAAGUGGGGGAAAUGCAUCCGGAUUGCUUGCCCCUACCGCUUGUCCAGCCGGGCAGCUCGCCGCAAGUGCGCGAGGAGGAGGAGGACGAGCAGACGGAGUGCGAGGAGCAGCUGAACAUCGAGGAUGAGGAGGCCGAGGAGGAGCACGAUCUGGACCUGGAGGAUCCAGCCAGCUGCUGCAGUGAGAACAGUGUGCUGAGCGUGGGCCAGGAGCAAUCGGAGGCAGCACAGGCGGCGCUAUCCGCUCAAGCUCAGGCCAGGCAGAGGCUUUUGAUUAGCCAAAUCUACCGACCGUCGGCAUUCAGCAGCACCGCCGCCACCACUGUUCUGCCGCCCAGCGAAGGUCCACCCUUUUCGCCCGAGGAUCUACUGCAACUGCCGCCCUCCACGGGUACCUUCCAGGAGGAGUUCCUGCGUAAGUCCCAGCUCUAUGCCGAGGAGCUGAUGAAGCAGCAGAUGCAUCUGAUGGCCGCCGCCAGGGUGAAUGCUCUUACGGCAGCGGCGGCGGGCAAACAGCUGCAAAUGGCCAUGGCGGCAGCGGCGGUGGCCACAGUGCCCAGCGGUCAGGAUGCACUGGCUCAGCUGACGGCCACGGCACUGGGCCUGGGGCCAGGUGGAGCCGCGCAUCCCCAUCAGCAAUUGCUGCUGCAAAGGGAUCAGGUCCACCACCAUCAUCACAUGCAGAAUCACCUGAAUAACAAUGAAAAUCUGCACGAACGCGCACUCAAAUUCAGCAUAGACAAUAUUCUGAAGGCGGACUUUGGCUCCAGAUUGCCCAAGAUGGGCGCCUUAAGUGGCAACAUCGGUGCUGGCAGUGUGAGUGGCAGCAGUACUGGCAGCAGUAAGAAUUCUGCGACCACCAAUGGCAACAGAUCUCCCCUCAAGGCGCCCAAGAAGUCUGGAAAGCCACUGAAUCUGGCCCAAAGCAACGCCGUCGCCAAUUCGAGCUUGAGCUUCUCCAGCUCGCUGGCGAAUAUCUGCAGCAACAGCAACGACUCCAACAGCACCGCUACCAGCAGCAGCACCACCAACACCUCGGGUGCACCGGUGGAUCUGGUCAAGUCGCCACCGCCGCCGGCAGGAGCGGGUGCCGCAGGAGCAGCCGGCAAAUCCGGCGAGGAUGCGGGCACUCCCAUCGUCUGGCCGGCGUGGGUCUACUGCACCCGCUACAGCGAUCGCCCCAGCUCAGGUCGAAGUAAGUACAAAAAGGACGUCGAACAGGACUCAGUGAACUGGAAACUCGGGAUCGAUAUAAUGGUUCCAUAGUUCGUCCAAAUGGGUCAAGGUUUCAUGAUUGCAGCUGUGACUGAGCUGAUAGCUAAGUUUAUUGAUAUUAUUACCAAUUUAAGGGCUGGCCGACAUUUGGAGCAUAUUAGUUUUCCCGAAAACAAAAUUGGCCUUCCUUACAGGCUCAGAAUGAUAUUAUAUUCAUUAAUUAAUUAUUAAGCUGACAUAUUUUAGCGGCAUGUAGCGAAAUAAGAUAAGCUCUUAAAGCCCUUUUGCAACACCAAACUGCUCGCAAGAUACAAAUUCAUUUGCAGUCACUCACAAACACCUUAUGAUAGAUGGAGCUCCCAAAUUACAAAAUACUUGCCACAUAUUUGAGCUUCGUUUCGAACAUCUUGUGGUCACUUGACUUGGCUCUUCUUCGACCAAAAUAUUCCCAUUAGUGAAACCUCAUAAUUGCUUCAUCUUUCGCUUUCCAUUUGCACUUCGCUCACAGUUUUCCCAACUAUUUCCGCAACGGGCCAAACUUUGAAACCCCCUUUCGAAUGGCAUUCUAUUUGGCCAUCUUCGGCCAACUUUUGGGCCAACCCACAUCAAGUGUAGCAAUUCUCCGCGCCUGUCCGCCCCGAAUGCUGUUAAUUAAAUCGAAGACAACUCAAGUCGCUUCGUGGGGGUGUUUUUGGGGUGUUAUCCUUCGGGAAAAUUAGCCACAGUCAAAAGUCAUUGCGUUGAUUACUUUUUGAAAAUGACGCGAGCGAAUUUCCGGCCGACAACUUUAAUUGUUUUAGCUGGUAAACUUUGAAAACUUGGGGGUUGGGGCCGUAGCACGUCUGGGCGCAUUUAAAUGUGAAUUAA